This is a messenger RNA of Protopterus annectens (West African lungfish), 2857 nucleotides long. RefSeq names its product prolyl 3-hydroxylase 3 (gene P3H3). The transcript is spliced from 15 exons. Bases 374 to 2596 code for a protein of 740 amino acids. Gene Ontology annotation, cellular component: endoplasmic reticulum. The record is from RefSeq and is a predicted model, not a curated record. NCBI's taxonomy places the organism in Eukaryota, Metazoa, Chordata, Ceratodontiformes, Protopteridae. Gene Ontology annotation, biological process: collagen metabolic process. Gene Ontology annotation, molecular function: protein binding; procollagen-proline 3-dioxygenase activity; L-ascorbic acid binding.
UUUUCAUUCGCCUCGUCUCUCCGCCUUUUUUGCUAGAUUUUUACAUUCCUUUCCUAAAGGCCUUUGGAAGACUUGCAUUUCUCUUUUUUUUUUCCCUUUCCUGAAACAUCACUGACAUUCCUUCUCUAACACUGUCGAUCCACAGAACUACAUAUCUUCCUGCAGUAAACGUGGUCUGUUGAACGUCCACUCUGGUUUGCCUCUAAGUACAUUUGAAAAGCGUGCAAGCAAGACAAGAAAAGAUUUGACUUUUCCUUAUUAUUAUUUGGAAAUUAUUUCUAACAAAACUUGUUUUGUCUUUGUGAACGUUAACUGAGAGACAACAGGUUUUGUUUUGUAGUUGCUUUAUUUUUGUUUGUGUUCCACAUUUACUAUGAUGCCACUUUUAUAUCCAUAUUGUCAUUACCUGCAAUACUACGCCACAUUAGUUUUCAUCCUUUUACUGUUUCCUCUCCCCAUAGCCAUAACAGUCAAGCCGGGGAGCCUGGAACCUGUGGACCUUCUCUACAACAAUGGGAUACAAGCUUACUUCCAAAAUGACUGGGAGAGUGCAAUAGAAUACCUGGAGAAAGCACUACAUAACUAUGACAAGGUGAGGAAAGUCAAGCAGGACUGUAGGUCGAAGUGUGAGGGAGAGACUCAAUUUCACUUGAAUGUCACUGAUGGUUUCUUCCAGGACUUGUCUUUUUUUGAUACCAUACUGAAGAAAGCAGACUGCCUGAAGUUUUGUGAGACACUAUUGCUAGGACCUAUAUCCUUACACAGAUUGUCAAGGGAAGUAGAAAACGACUUUCAAGAAAGAGUUCCCUAUAACUACCUGCAGCUGGCCUUGUUUAAGACAGAGAGGCUUACAAAAGCUAUAGCUGCUGCCCAUACAUUUUUUGUUUUAAAUCCAGAUGAUGAGGACAUGAAACGGAACAUUAAAAAUUAUCGUAUUAUGCCAGGAGUGAAAGCAUCCGAUUUCCAGGACUUGGAAGCAGCAUCACACUGGGUGUUAUAUAAUGCUGGAGUAAGCCUCUAUGAGGUUGAGAAAUACGAGGAAGCUAUUCAGCAGCUGGAAAUGUCUUUAUUGGAAUUUCUGUCAGAGUAUGAGAAAUGUCGGGCUCUCUGUGAUGGACCAUAUGAAUCCGAGGAAUCCGAGGAAUCCAAGGGAGAAGAGAGUAGCCAGGAUCUAUACGAAGUUAUUGCAGAUCACUAUGUACAAAUCCUAACCUGCAGACAAAACUGUAUUCAAACAGUAAGCACAGAGUCCGGCAAGUCAUCUCCCACUGAAGGAUUCCUCCCUUCCUAUUUCAACUACCUGCAGUUUUCUUACUAUAUGGCAAAGAAGUAUGACAAGGCUGCAGAGUGUGCAAAGACCUACCUCGUCUUCUUCCCUUCAGACGAGACCAUGCAACAGAACCUCCAGUCCUAUGAAGCGCUACUCGGACAGGAAAUGACUGCAUCAAUUCCUCCACGAGAGAAUUUACGGUCAGUUGUGGAGCAGUCACUGAUGGAAAAGAAAAUGUUACAUUUUGCUGCAGAUUCCCUGGGAAUUCCUUUCACUGAACAGGAUUUAUGGAGUUCCAGAGGGACUGCCCCCCAAAGCACAAAGGUGAAACAAAGAGUAGAAAAGUCUAGAUUAAUGUCAUCUGUGGCACCCAAGGAAAAUGCAUUUGGGAAAAAGGAUGAUAAUCCAUGGGGAGACAAACAAGAAGAUGGUGACAAUCUGCCCUUCCCAGGCGUGACUGUAACCUUCGAUUCGGCAGCUCUGAAGGGUUCUCAGCGUGUUGUUAUGGACGGGGUCCUAUCAGAUUCAGAGUGCACACAACUCCUUGAGCUGGCUACUACUGGAGGUGGAGAAGGCCAUCAGGGAAGACGAUCCCCACACACUCCAAAUGAAAGGUUCAGCGCCAUCACUGUACUAAAGGCUUUAAAGCUGGCUCUACAGCAAGCAGUGGCGUGGGAUGGAGCACUUGUGUACCAUACAGUGACAGAAAAGGUGCGACUGCUGGUAGAGUCCUACUUCAAUACCCAGAAUCCUCUCUAUUUCUCCUUCACACAGCUCAUCUGCAGGACUGCAGCUGAAGGUAAGCAGGAAAAUCGGUCAGACCUCAGUCACGCCGUUCAUGCUGACAACUGUAUCCUGGAUCCUGAAGAGAAGAAAUGCUGGCGAGAACCUCCUGCCUAUGUCUUCCGGGACUACAGUGCUUUUCUGUAUCUGAAUGACAACUACGAAGGUGGUGACUUCUUCUUCACUGAUCUAGAUGCCAAAACAGUAACAGCAGAAGUACGUCCAAAGUGUGGUCGUCUGGUUGCCUUCUCCUCAGGUGGUGAGAACCCUCAUGGUGUGCAGGCAGUCACAAGUGGACAGCGUUGUGCCAUUGCUAUGUGGUUCACACACAGUGAGCAAAACCAAGAGCAAGAAAGACUAGAAGCAGAUGAACUCAUUGAGAAGUCGAAGACCUCACAGGAGAGCUCAGAAAUGGGUGAUGUGAAAGAAGAUGCUGCAAGUAAGAAGACAGCAGGCCAAGGUAGAAGAUGGAGCGGGAAUGCUAAGAAUAAGAUCCCCAAGGCUGUAUCCGUUGACACCCCCAAGGAGAAGGAUGAACUCUAACCAUAAGGAAGUCACUGGAUGACUUUCUGAACUUAGUAUUAUUUUUUGUGCAUCUGUCAUGCUGACAUCAAACACAGACAAAUAAUAUUCUUGAAUUUGCAGGGCAGAAGACAAACUUUGAUGAUGAGUCGGUCGUAUGUUCUUGAUAUGAGAUAUGGGUAUCUUAUAGGAGAGGAAAGUGAGUUCCCAAUGAGGUACAGCAAAUGGAUAUAAGCUAACACAUGCAGUGAUACAUCUACACAUGCAAGCACACAUCCACAC